AUGGAAAGAAAGGGUUACAAACGGCUGAUGGAAAACAUUCAAAACAGAGGACCCAACUUAAAAGUAGUUGCCAUGUACAUAUCAGUAUAUGGCCUGACACAAAAAUAAUUAUCCACAUGUGCAACACCAGUUUGAUGUUUGGCACUUUGCAAAGAGCAUCACCAAAACACUGACCGAAAGGCAAAGAACAAAGAAUGUAGCGUACUUUUCCCCGGGAUCAAGGCCAUCUCUAACCAUC
This is a messenger RNA of Porites evermanni, 238 nucleotides long. The record is from the annotation of a GenBank genome assembly. NCBI's taxonomy places the organism in Eukaryota, Metazoa, Cnidaria, Anthozoa, Scleractinia, Poritidae.